CAUCGGUCCAGGAGAAGGACCUGGAUGGUGCUGAUGGCCAAGAGCACUAGCUAGUACGGAAGGAGACCUACUAGCUAGAAAGUGGAGGUUGUGUGUCUGGGAGGGUAGGCUCGGUGUUGAGCCAAGCGGAGGUCAAUGCCCGCCUCGUUUCCUGGCCAUUGGCUGGCACUUUAGAAGCAGAUUACCCUCUGCCUUCGGCCAGGUCCUGCGGCGACGACCUGGAAGUGAAACAUUCUUCCACCCCCAUGAAGAAAGCCGCCACAGACUCAAACGAGCCAAGAAAGGCAAGGGGGGUCCCAAAAAGAAGCGAGCAAACCACACAGAGCGACCAAAGAUAGAUAGCACAAUCAGCACGCUCGCCUAAUAUCUUGUGUCGUCUUGCGUGUUGCCGACUGAGAAAUUGGCUUGAGGUGAACCAUGCUUGGGGUGUGAAGAGAGCUUCGAGUCGUGGCUUUGAAGGAGGGAAAACUGGUCUACUUGCGCGUAGAUCUUGUACUGGCCCUUACGCAGGCUCCGAAACCGGGAAAGGAAGCCCUGCCCGUUUCAUAAUUCUGCAAAAGAUCAUCGACCAUUCCACGCUGACCACCAUCGACAAAAAGACCUUCUUUCUUACAAAACCGACAAUCCUCUUCUACCGUAGAGAGACUGACAAUGAAGCUCUCGUUGCUUGCCACUACCCUGACCACACUGCUGGUGUCUUCUGUGAGCGCCGCUCCCAAGGGCGAGCAUGGUCCAAUUGACACGACCCGUGGCCCCAAGCUGUUUGAGCCUCCGAGAGCCCGUCGCGGUGGGUACACAUACGUGGAUGAAUUUUCCAUAAAGGUGAAUGGCGAAAUGGACUCGGCGGCAGGCAUGGCCAUCAAGGGAACCUUGGAUGCGACUGCCGAUACCAAAACAGUUGUAACUUCUUUGGAAGGAGGCAAAAUGAAACUGGACAUGUUGUUGGAAAACGUAAAAGGAUCCGUUCAGUCCUUCAUGAUGACGGUCAACUGCGACAGCAACGACCGCGCUCAUUCGGAUCCUCAGUGCGCGCCAUUGUUCGAUGUAGUGGGAGCCGAAGAGACCAUGGUGGUGGAUGAGGAAGGAAACAUUUAUGAAAUCACAACUCCUGAUGGACAGACAUUGGAGAUGGUCCCUCCGCCCGUCGAAGCGGAACCAGAACAAGUCCUCAUGCAUCAAGAAACCUUGGCAGGCAAAUUCCGAGCCAAUCAGUUUGCAGCGUCGCAUCAUUUGGAUAAGAGUCAUCAGCUACUCAAGCUCAUUCCCGAUCAUGCUGUGCGGCCUGGUGAUUCCUGGAUUGACGAUGUGGACAUGGAGGGGAUGGGAACCUUCAAGGGAAAUUCCGUAUUGAUGGGAUACACCACAUAUGAGGACCGCGACUGUGCCGUCUUUGAAUUCGAGGGCACUUUGCAUAUCGACGUCACCCAGCUCGCUGGCAUUUUGGGAGUGGACGACCCCUCCUUGUUGCCCAGCAACAUGACGGAUGCCGAAAUCUCCAAUGUGAUUAUUUGGGAUUACGAGGAUGAUAUUUCUCGGUGGGCACAAGUCAACAUUACUACCUCCUUUGAUAUGCCCAACAUACUCAACCCCGUUGACCCCAAACCUGUUCAGGUCCCCGUCUCGGUCGUCUUGUCCCUCAAUACCGACAUUACCGUCCGACCGGACCACGAAGAAGAACAGCAGAGUAGCUCCUCGGGUAUGGAGUACCGCGGAUAUAAUGAGGCUUCCCAAGCAAAGGAAAAGAGCGGAGAAUACCAAGACAGCAGCAGCUUCAGCAGCAACAGCGGCGGCAAGAAAAAGAGCGGUGGUUGGGGCAAGACCUUCUUUUUCCUGUUUAUGCUCGCUGGAGUGGGAGCCGCCGGAUAUGUCUACUACAAGAAGCGUGAAGGAGAUGAUUUCUUUGUGCGACCGACCUACGAAUUCUCCCCCGUGGGAGCAGAGCCCAUCUACAACUCCAAUGGUUUCAUUUAGAUUGUCUGGUUGCGAGCUUUUUAAAGUGGAACGACCACGACGAUGCAAAAGAAACACAGCUGCGCAGCAAUACUGAAAGAUAUAAAUUACAUUCCAUGAUUGUUCUGAAGUCCAGGCUUGUAUACU
Seminavis robusta is the source of this 2097-nucleotide messenger RNA. The record is from the annotation of a GenBank genome assembly. Lineage: Eukaryota; Bacillariophyta; Bacillariophyceae; Naviculales; Naviculaceae.